GCAUCUCCACGUGUGCACCCCCCGCCAACGUCACUCGCCCUCAACCUCUUCCCCCUCCUCUCCCUCCUCCGACCGACUCCUACUCCCUCCUAGCUGACGCUCCGCUCUAUACUCUUGUAUCCACCGCUACAAUUCCCCCCGCUGCACACGCACCGCUCGCCGAGUGCGAAGCGGUGAGACUAGACUACUCUUUGAGUUAGUAUGGCCAUGGAUACCUUCCCGUUCCAGUGGCCCAUGGAUCCAGCCGCGUCAUCCGGCCUCGACGCUGGGUUUCUGCCGCCUCCAGCGGCUGUGGCGCCCGACGACGGCGUGGGGUACUACGACCCGCCUGCGGGGGCGGAUGUGGACGCCGCUGCUCUGCCGGAGUUCGCCGCGGCCUUCCCGCCGUGCGCGCCUGAUGCUGCCGCUGCUGUGUUGGCCAUGCGGCGGGAGGAGGAGGAGGUCGCGGGCAUCCGCUUGGUUCAUCUUCUGAUGAGCUGCGCGGGCGCCAUCGAGGCUGGUGACCACGCGCUCGCGUCCGCGCAGCUCGCCGACUCGCACGCCGCGCUUGCGGCCGUCUCGGCCGCCUCCGGCAUCGGCCGCGUUGCCGUCCACUUCACCACCGCGCUCUCCCGGAGAUUGUUCCCUUCGCCCGUCGCUCCGCCUACCACCGACGCCGAGCACGCCUUCCUCUACCAUCACUUCUACGAGGCGUGUCCCUACCUCAAGUUCGCGCACUUCACGGCGAACCAGGCCAUCCUCGAGGCCUUCCAUGGGUGCGACCACGUCCAUGUCAUCGACUUCAGCCUCAUGCAGGGCCUGCAGUGGCCGGCCUUGAUCCAAGCCCUCGCCCUCCGACCAGGCGGCCCGCCGUUCCUCCGGAUCACCGGCAUUGGCCCGCCCUCACCUACCGGCCGCGACGAGCUGCGCGAUGUCGGCCUCCGACUCGCCGACCUCGCGCGCUCCGUCCGCGUCCGCUUCUCCUUCCGCGGGGUCGCUGCGAACAGCCUCGACGAGGUCCGCCCGUGGAUGCUCCAGAUCGCGCCCGGGGAGGCCGUCGCGUUCAACUCCGUGCUGCAGCUCCACCGCCUCCUCGGCGACCCGGCCGAUCAGGCGCCCAUCGACGCCGUUCUCGACUGUGUCGCCUCCGUCCGGCCCAAGAUCUUCACGGUCAUCGAGCAAGAGGCCGACCACAACAAGACGGGCUUCCUCGACAGGUUCACGGAGGCGCUGUUCUACUACUCCGCGGUGUUCGACUCGCUGGACGCGGCGAGCGCCAGCGGCGGCGCGGGCAACGCGAUGGCGGAGGCGUACCUCCAGAGGGAGAUCUGCGACAUCGUGUGCGGGGAGGGCGCCGCCCGGAGGGAACGGCACGAGCCGCUGUCUCGGUGGCGGGACAGGCUCACGCGCGCCGGCCUGAGCGCCGUGCCGCUCGGUUCGAACGCGCUGCGGCAGGCGAGGAUGCUGGUCGGGCUGUUCUCCGGCGAGGGGCACAGCGUCGAGGAGGCCGACGGGUGCCUCACCCUCGGCUGGCACGGGCGGCCGCUGUUCUCGGCGUCCGCCUGGGAAGCCGCCGGGGACGGCGGCGGCGACAAUAACAACAACAGUAACAGCAACGUUAGCGGUAGCAGCGGCAGUGACAGUAACAACAGCGGCAGCAGCAAUGGUAAAAGCAGUGGGGCUCGGGAUGGUAGCAGCGUGUGUUUGUAAAUCGCGGGAGGGUUAGUUUGAUUAAGGGGAUCGAUCGUAAAUCGCAAAUAUGAAAAUCUGAAUGGCAUGGAACUUUUGAACUUACCAUCUGAUGAAGAGUUUCCUGUCCAUCUAUCUCUCUCGCCGAUAUGGGAGUAUACUUGGCAUAUAUUUUUCAGAUGCAAUUUGGA
Oryza sativa Japonica Group (Japanese rice) is the source of this 1859-nucleotide messenger RNA. The record is from RefSeq and is a predicted model, not a curated record. NCBI's taxonomy places the organism in Eukaryota, Viridiplantae, Streptophyta, Magnoliopsida, Poales, Poaceae.